ACUGCAUUCGUUCUAUCAUGGAGGUACCUCCAUGGUUCUAUGCAUCCUCUCAGUCACAUGACAAUAUUUUCACGAUCUUUGCUCUUUGAUUCGGCUUGUGCUAGAACGUAUACAGUUAUAAAUUAACAUUUAUUUUAAUCCUAUCAACUAUCAGAAUGUUUCCAAGGUGCAGUUUGGUUCUAAAUCGUAUCGGUGGCCUGUCUGCGGCUUGGGAUCCGAGUAUAGGCCUAAGUGUCGUGUCUCUGCAAUGUGUUCGCUGGCGGAAAAGACGAACUGAUCCUAAAGCUAAAUCUAAACUUGACUACAGGAGAAUUCCAACACCAGUUGAUCCAUGGGAGCAUAAAUUCCUGACAACUAAGAUAGCACAUUACAGAACCAUUUUAAGGGCAAUGAGAAAGAUGUUCAAGGAGGAACAAAAGCAGAAGAGAACUGAAACAGCAGAAGGGGGGUCAGCAGAGGAGAGAGCCCAGAUGGAAAGGGAAGAACAUCUUAGAUUACUGGAAUGGAACGAGCAAGAAAAUGCACGCACAGGGACAAUAAGAGAGGAGAGAAUUCGUUUGAGAUUACUUGAUCAAGAGGAGAGGAAAUUGAAAAAGAUGCUUAGAAUGGAGGAAGAGAGACAACAAGCACUAGAAGAGCUUGCUAGUAGAGUACGCCUAGAGAAGGAGGCCAGCAAAUCCUACAUCACGAUGGACAAUGUGGAACAAGCAAUUGAGAAUGCCCUGGCUGAUACCAAGGAGUAUAAUUUCUCCAUUGAUCAACAGGGGAAAAUUUUGCUACCAGAAAACUCUGCAUGGGAAGAGAUAAAAUCUAGACAAGUCGUGAAAAAUGCUUAUGAAGAGAUGGCUAAGGAACAGCAGCAGUGAAGAUGGAACUCAUAUUAACCAGCUAUCUGGGUCAAGAUUGCUUGUUUCUCCUUUUCAGAUUCACGGAACAUACAAAGUGAGAGCUAACAUGAACAGGAUUUGUUCCAUAUGCAUUGUGUUUUAGAAACAGUUAUGCUCCAUUUCAAGCUAGGGGGGGGGAAAUCAAUAAUUACAGCUUUUGCGUUGUAUCCUUCCUAUUUCUGAGUUUUAAUCACCAUCCUCUUCACAAGUUCUGACACUGUAUAAUUGAAGGGCAGAAUUAAAUUGACCUAAAUUCUCUAAAAAUAAGAUUAAGAACAGCCAGUCUUGUUUUUUCUGUGUUCGAAACAUGCCUGGCUUUAGACCAAAAUAAAAUAAGACACACUUGGUAAGAACACUUGGUAAGGUAGUUGCAACGGUAUUUCAGGAGUCUUUAUUUGAAAUGAGCUGUCAUGGGAAAGCCUUUAUUUAAAAUGGCAGUAUCACUCGAUUUCUACAAGGCAAUUCAACAUUUAGAUAAAUGGACAAAUCUUGCAAUCACUAAGAAGUCAAGAUCUAAUUGGCAUACUUUUCACUCCUUACACAAAGUUUUAUAAGCUAGGUAUUGAUGGCAACCUUACACUGAAGUCUACAUUGGAAUUUCCUGAGUCAAAGCUGCUUGAAGCAAUUAUAAGUACAAUGUACUAAGUUUUCAAAGAAUGGAAUAAAAGCGAUGGCAUUCUUGGAAUAAAGGUUCAGUGCUUACUGCUAAUCAGACUUCAAA
Acanthaster planci (crown-of-thorns starfish) is the source of this 1608-nucleotide messenger RNA. RefSeq names its product mitochondrial ribosomal protein S26 (gene mrps26). The record is from RefSeq and is a predicted model, not a curated record. NCBI's taxonomy places the organism in Eukaryota, Metazoa, Echinodermata, Asteroidea, Valvatida, Acanthasteridae. Gene Ontology annotation, cellular component: mitochondrial small ribosomal subunit.